This is a messenger RNA of Marasmius oreades (fairy-ring Marasmius), 4832 nucleotides long. RefSeq lists its product as uncharacterized. Bases 569 to 4717 code for a protein of 1382 amino acids. The record is from RefSeq and is a predicted model, not a curated record. The transcript has 10 exons. Gene Ontology annotation, molecular function: protein binding. NCBI's taxonomy places the organism in Eukaryota, Fungi, Basidiomycota, Agaricomycetes, Agaricales, Marasmiaceae.
GACAACUGUCCUCAUCGCGCCCUUGUCGAAGUUUUUUAUUUUAUUUUUUUAACGUGUUACAGCCAUCUACUAUAGUGCCAAGACACAUGGGUGUGCUACCGGAGUACGACAGAGAACGACAGUCAUUCUCCUUCCUUUUCUCUAUUCACGACUUUCGUGAGCGCCUGGGCUCUAUGGUCGUCAUCGAACGUACUCUAGCUUCUUCAGCUUGCCUUAGAAGAAUAAAAGAAAGCUUAUCGACAAUCAGACGCGAAUGAUGCUGGUGACUUUCGUGCGCGCUGCGGAAAUGUUCCAAUUGUAGUUCCUCCACCAAUAAUGGGUUCUGGGAACGAAGAAGAGCUGUAGAGUUACUUUCUCUAGCAAAUAACAGGAGUCGCGUCCGCGUGUGGAAUAUCUAUGAGUCAAGGCGCUACGGUGGCAUUCUAUAAGAGAGGAUCCGCGAAGUAAUAUCUCAAGAUGCAGAAACGCAACUUCUUCCAUCUAUCCUCGAGGCAAACGUUCGCAGCAUUCUCAAGUAAUCGGACUAUAAAGUCACCGCCCCACCUUUCCUGCCUUUCGCUCCACGGUCAUGAAGCGAUCGGUAUUACUUAUUGUUCGAAGCUACAGUCGACGUUCGAAACGACGCUCGCCCUCGUCGAUCUCUGAGAAGAAACCUUUUGAGGGUCCUACAGAACCUCCAACGUCCCAGGACGACGCUGACCCGGCGCCAACAACCGUGCUGGAAACCCCACGAUGCUCCAACCUGGAAGCAGCAAGAUUGAUUCUGGAGCUCGUCAACGCUGCAGCGGAUGCCAUACCCCUGCCAGGCUUGAAGGUGGUUACUGGAAGUUUACUUGUACUAUUGGCUAUGCGUCAGAAAGCUAUGGACAAUCUCGAGAUCAUAUCCGAGUUUGUGAAGAGUAUGGACCGGCUCAGGCAGCGUUUGAAUCUAUUAAAAAGCGAGGAAUAUACGGAUUCAAGCAUCCAACAGCAACUAACAUUAUUCUCAAAGGAAUUAGAAAAGACUUACCUACCCCAAAUCGAAAACCUCAUCCCGCCUCGAUGGGAAUUCACCCUCAAAUCCGUCAGUGCAAGGAUCAAGCGGAUAAUAUACAGUCGAGAACAUGAGAAGCUUUUGAUCAGCCUGACCACGAAGAUCAACGAGGAAAUGAAUCGUAUCUUGCUCGAUGUCACUUGCUAUACCAACAAAGCGACGAAUCGGAUAGAUAAACAGACGAACAGGUUGUGGGAUAGCGAGUGUCUUAAACAUCUUCAUAUCGCCAAAAGUGCUCUUCACGAUAGCGGAGACCGUGCACGCUGUUCGGACAAUACCAGGACCCACCUACUGAAGGCAAUCGAUAAAUGGGCUCAUUCAAACACACCCUUGAGGAUCUUCUGGUUGGGGGGGUCUCAAGGAACCGGAAAAUCGACCACGGCUUUCACUAUUGUUGAUGCUCUCGGAGAGGAUCCCUCACACAACUAUCUAGGCACUUUCUUCGGCUCGCGAGACCACACCAUUACACAAACAGUGUCAACCCUUGCGUAUCAAAUCGGCGUACGAGUACCAGGAUUCAGGGCGCAAUUGAUAUCUAAUGUCAAGAAAGACAACGACAUUGGAGAGAAAAAACUCUCCGAGCAGUUCGAGAAGUUACUGGUGGAACCACUUCGUGCCCAGUUCUCCCAUCAGGCUUCCCCAGUCAUUCUAAUUAUAGACGGCUUGGACGAGUGCUGUGGUCGCGAGGAGAACGGGACGGAUAAACUCGGGAUCUUCUUUGGUGCCUUGAUUCAAUGUGUCCAGGCGAUCCAGUCGAUGAAAGUGCUCAUCAGCUGUGGUCCUAUCUCGCAGCUUGAGGACGUCUUGAACCGCCAUAAGGAUAUCUUUUGCACGGUCUCCCUCGAUGGUGAUAAGCUUGUGGACAACGAUAAGGCCAUUCAACGAUUUGUCGAUAACCGGAUGCCAUAUCAGUACCGUGGUGACGAAGAAGUUUCUCGUGCACUAGCCUGUGUCGCUCGAAAGGCCAAAGGAUCAUUUCUCUACGCCACGUAUAUGUUGUCACUCCUCAAAUCAAGCGGCCGCAAGGACUUUUUGGCACAAGUGAAGGCAGACGACAAGUUGGAGGUUGCAGAAGCUGUGCACGCUAGAUACGAGCGCCUUGUGGUGAUGGCUCUUGAAAAGGAACCGGAUGGAAACCUUCGGAGACGCCUUUACGGUACAUUAAUCGCUAUAGCAUCCUGCUUUUUCGAACGUGUUUCAGUCCAGAACGCGGCUGAGCUGUUUCAGAUAGAACCUCAACGGCUCUUAACUUUCCUGGAGGAAUUUUCGACAGCACAGCUUGAAGUCAAGAAUUUGGAGUCUCCUGCUCACUUUGCUCAUAUUGCAUUCCGGGACUUCCUCCACCAACGAACGGCCUCUCCGCCAAGCCCAGGUGUUACUAUUCCUACACCUCACCAUGAGGUUGCGGUUCAUUUGUUCCAGUACAUGCGAUUGAAUCUUCGUCGAAACAUAUGUGGUUUGCCAUGUCACCGCGAUUUUGCCAAUAUCGAAGCCCGACCAGACCUCAAAAGUCUGAUAUACGCUUGUAAGCGAUGGGCAGAUCAUCUAGAGAGUGGCAGUUCUCAGAACGACAACGUUUCCGAAUCAAUAAUCAAUUCAAUGACCUUCGAUGCGCUGCAGAAAUUUGUUCAAGACUCGCUGUUAUACUGGUUGGAGGUGCUUUGCGUAUUGCAGCUUGUGGAUCUUGCGGUAGACUCCUUACAGAAAGCCAUGAAGUGGAUCAAUCCAGACUCGUCUUCUUCGCGCAACCACAUUCAUGCAUGGUUGACCUCGAUGCGACUUGCCGUUAAUGCCUGCAAACCAGUCUUGAAAGAUCCUCUGCAAGUCUAUGAGACUCUCCUCUCGCCGCUCAGGUUUGAAACUGCCCAGCUAGCCACAUAUCACUCCAACGUCAAAACUAGUGUCAACAUUAAUGCUCAUUUUCGGCCACACCGACGAAUGAUCAAAACUGGAAGGGAUGUAGCCUUCGUCUCUCUCUCUCCCAAUGGUCAGUUGAUGGCCAUCGGAAAUACCAGUGGCUCGCUCAAGUUAUGGAAUAUAAAUGCCGUCCGAUUAUUGGGUGAACUGUACUCCGGAAGACCCGAGACCAGUCUGGAGGACCUGCAGUUCAUCGCCUGCGACAAAGUUGUCGCAAUCCUUUAUGACACGCAGCGGAAAUUAGUAGAAGUCAAUGCAUGGGACUGCUCUCGACCUUUCAUCGCACCCAUUCGCCUGUUGGAGGUAGUAGUGGAUGACAUUACCCAGAAUUCUCUAAAGUUGGUCCCAUCGCCAGAUCAGAAAUACGCCGCCAUUGUCUUGCAUGGGAUCAUGCAUUUCUGGAAAACCGAGACGCUAUCGAGCAGACACAGUCACGGAGUCUCGACCUCGAGGGUCCUAGCCCUGAGUUCGCGCUGGUUCAUCUCCGACCGUGCACUUCGGCGGGUCACAGAUGGGGACGACAUUUUUAAAUUUCUUCAACCUGCUUCUAGUGGUGCCUUCAGUUCAGACGAGUCGGUCUUAGCCGUCGGAACAGCUAAAGGAACAGUACUAUUAUAUCGUUACGAUGGGCUACGUCACGAACAAAUCGCCUCGCUUUCUUACGGUACCGCCGCUCUCUCGAUAACUCUCUCUCUGUCUCGAGACGGGACUCACCUUGCAGUGCUGGGCUCGUCGGAAGUGAAAAUAUGGAAGAUGGCGAAGCCUGAGGAGCGUAUCACGAAAUUAAAUUUUAAGUUCCCCCGUUUUGGCUUUCAGUUUCUUCCAGAUGGCAGUAUUUUCAAGGUCGCCUCUCUCUCGGACCGUGGUAAUAUGGUCGUUGACGCUUACCAUGUCAGCACUUCAGUCAGUUCUCAAAUCAUCAGUGCUGCAGCCUUUUCGUCCGAUGGAAAUUUAAUCGCCACCGGCUCCAGAGAUGGUAGAAUUAUGGUCUAUGCCAUUUCAGACCGUCCUCUUCGUUGGGAAGAUCAUGUUCAUUUAUGGUCAGACCCUCGAUUCCAGAAAGUUGACCAUAUCGGCUUCAGCCCCGAUGGGCGUUUCCUUGCUUCGACGUCUGCAAUUGGGUUGACCACACUUCGAACUAUCGUGACUCCCAAGACGGGUCUUCUGCCAGUGAUCGGAUCCCUGAAACACAAGCGUCUACCCUUCUCUGCAUUCUCUGGCAAUUCUCAAUAUCUCGCGACAGCUUAUCUGAACAAUGACAACGGAAAUCUCUACGUUGAAAUGUUUGUCAUUGAAGCAGGCACCACCUCCCACACCUUCGAGUUUUCCUUUGUAAGAAGUCAUGCAGGAACACCAUUUCAGUCGCUAGCACUGUCCAAAGACGGGUCAAAAUGUGCUGUUGCCUCCACCGACUCGCUCUUCCUAUAUUGCCACGACCGGCGACCGACAGGGACGGGAGAUGUCUUACGAGUCCAUCCAGACCGAAUUGUUGUCAUCGAUGGACCCAAUGCUCGUUCUCUACGGUUUUUGGAUGACGAGCGGUAUAUCACUUCAACCGCUGGUGUUUUUGAGGUGCGAUUAGGGGUAAGAGUUAAGAAUGUUGAUUCGGGUCGAUGCUUCGUACGUGACGACAGAUGGAUAGUAGACCGCUUUGGGAAGAAGUGCUGCUUUUUACCGUACAAGUGCGAUUUUCAGGAUUCGCAUCAUUCAAAACUUAUGCUAUGUGUCGCUGGAGGUAGCAUUGUAUUUGUUCGUGUUCGUAGUUGAUCGGAAAGUUUGCCAGCACCGAAGUCCGCCAUCCACGAUCUUUGAUACUCGUUCGCAAGACGAUAUAAGUAUCGUACAUGUAGAAACAUACAUGAGUGGGGAUGUGGUCGUUCAA